AACCGAAUCAUUUUGCGAUGCAGCUUAAAGAAUGAAUAAACGACACCUGACGAACGACUACACACCUCACAUCACGAUGUACGCUUAUGGUUCCAUAAUUAGACUACUGAGUCUUUUUUCAACAUUCUCAGUUUUAUCAUCUCUGAAAAUCAUAAAACCAACCAAUUUCCAAGUUAUCAAAAUAUCUGAAAAUACGGAACCUGGUAUCAUCUUAAGUGCUGUCGUAGAAAAUCCAACUUAUGACCAGUUGAAUUUUCAGCUUCAACAAUACGGCUCCAACUUCUAUUUAGACGGCAAAAAUUUGAUGACCGCUCGAAAGUUUGAUUAUGAGGUCAGCGGGGACAGAAUGCAUGAUUUAACUUUGCAAGUGAGUGACAGUUAUUCUACAGUAGAGCGCAGUUUCCAAAUACAAGUGACGGAUAUAAACGAUAACAAACCGGUGUUUUCUGGUUCGUUUCACGGUUAUGUGAAAGAAGAGCAGCCCGUGGGUGAAAGAGUUAUUUUCAAAUCUCUUACAGUUGUAGAUGACGAUGCCAAUGAUGAGCUGAGAUACUCUCUAUCAGGUGUUGACAGUAAUAAAUUUUCCAUGAGUAAAAGCGUCAUUGAUAUCCGAACUUCUGCGAAAUUCGAUCGAGAUACUGGUAAAAAACACUACGAUAAGCUGUUAUUGACUGUAAAAGAUUUGGCUAACCACACGGACAGCAACCGGUUAAAUAUCACCAUCAUUGACGUCAAUGAUAAUUCUCCGAAAUGUACUCCGGAUAUUUACACGGUAUACAUCAACGAAGACGUGCCUAUAGGAAGUGACGUCAUUUCGAUAAAAUGUCGGGACAUGGAUGAAGGUAGGAACGGAUAUAUCUCUAUGCGCUUUCAAAGUACUGCUUCUUCGGACAAAUUUGAAAUUAGACCAGACGGAAGAAUUAAAAUAAAGAGUACCCUGGAUUAUGAAUCUCUGGAGAAUUUUAAUUCCUUCCUCAAAUUAACAGUUUUUGUUAAAGACAACCCACCAGAUUCAAAGGAUUCAUUGACAUCGACAGUAGCAGUCAACAUUAAGGUUCUCCCCGUUAAUGAAUACAGUCCUACCUGGGUGGAAUUUUUACCUGCAUCGCUUAACAACGUAUAUUAUGUUAGUGAAAAUGCAGUCAUUGGCACCGUGAUCCUUACAGUGAAGGCAGAAGAUCGAGACAGAGGACCGGACUGUUUUAUCAUUUAUCGCCUCGUGAGCAACAGCGAGAGUUCAGCCAAGUUUAGAUUGGACGGUAUUACAGGUGAACUAUCAACAAAAUCUUUCUUGGAUCGAGAUGUCAAGAGCGGUGGUCGACAUUCCUACAAGUUACAAGUGGAGGCCGUAGACAACGGAGGUCAAACAUCGGAAUUGGAUGGAUUAAGGCCUGAUCCUAGUCUUUAUUCCCUCAAAGUAAUUGUGAAAGACGGUGAUACAAAUGAAAAAACAGGAAGCUGUCAAGUGUUAAUCUCUGUGGAAUCUGCCAAUGAUAAUGCCCCAGCAUUUGAAAAGACAAAGACUAUCAAGAUUCCUGAAGAUCAUCCGGUAGGAGAUUCAGUCAUUAUCUUAACAGCUAAGGACUUGGAUUCUGGUAAAGAUGGUGAAAUCAUUUACUCGAUAAUAGGAGGGGAUCCUACGAAAACCUUCUCCAUUAAUAGCAACACAGGAGAGAUUCAUCUUGUUAAACAAUUAGAUUUUGAGACUAUGUCGGAUCCCGUGUUUUACUUGAACGUUAUUGCGCAGGACAGAGGAACUCCAAUGAAAUCGAGCAACACCAUACAACAGAUAGACAUUGGAAAUGUGAACGACAAUCUACCUAUAUGCUCGUCAACGUUCAUUAAAGAAUACAUCAACGAUAAUGCAACAGCUGGCUAUAAGAUCAACCGGCUGAAAUGUACAGAUAAAGAUAAAAUAACAGCUCUGAUAUGUUUUAUUAAUGGUAAAAACAAAGAUCUGUUUUCUAUGAACGCUGACGGAGAUUUGUUAUUGAAGAGAGCUGUUGGUCAUGAUAUAGUCAUAUUGCAUUGUUUCGAUGCCGACUCAGAUCUCUAUAACCGCAUCAAGUAUCGUCUUCAUACCACUACCCCAAUGAUCCCAUUCCGGGUUUCUUCCGCGGGAAUCGUUCAGUUAUCAGGUUCACUGGAUUACGAUAUGGAACGUUCCUACGUAUUUCAAGUCCUUGUCAGUGACAAUGGUUUGAAGCAGACAACUGUUGUUUUAAACAUACAAAUUACUGAAAACGAAGCCAAUUCGCCGAUAUUUGUAAGCAAUUUCAGUACAUCUAUCAUGGAAGAUGCACCGAUAGGGUAUUUCGUCAUUGAUAUCACAGCUACAAAUAAACAGCAUCAAACUAUUAAAGCUGGGAAACUAAUUUACUCAAUUCCUUCAGGAAACGAUGCCAAAUUAUUCAGAAUCAACUCACAUACUGGAUGCAUAACAUUAGAUGGAAACUUGGAUAGAGAGAAGCAAGCUUCAUACGUGUUGCUGAUCAAAGCAGUCGAAAAGAGCAAGACACAGAACAGUGCAAUGGCCACCCUAACUAUAGUCGUUGCAGAUGUCAACGACAAUGCUCCUUCAUGUCAACCACCGGCAUUUAGCUUAACUUUGGUCGAAGACCAAAAGCUCAACACCCCUCUUCAAACAUUUUUUUGUGAGGACCUCGAUGCGAAGGGUAACCUUAGUUUGACUUAUUCAGUAACAUCGAGUGAGCCAAAUGUUUUCGAUAUGAAACGACAAUUUCUAGUACUGAAAUCCGGUUUUGAUUUGGCCAAAAAUCCACACGGAUACCAUUUGUACGUUACGGUGAGCGAUUCUGUGCACGAAGUGGAGAUAACAGGAUACGUUAAAGUGACGGCCGUUAACAAAUUCUCGCCUGUUUUCUCACAGGAUCAUUACACUGUACGAUUCCAUGAAGGGACCAGCAUUGGGCAUCAACUAACCAAAAUCAGCGCAACGGAUAGGGACCAUCCAAAUAUAGGGAACGAUAUAAUCAAAUACUCCAUUGUGAAAUCAGGGGAUAACUUACCUUUUCACAUUGACAAACAGUCGGGUAUUAUUUUUGUGGAUUCAGUCUUGGAUAGAGAAAACAUUGAGAAACACAAUUUUCAAGUGGAAGCUGUAGACGAGUCUCUUAGGAUAGUUUGUAAUAUAACAGUAAUUGUGACAGAUAUUAACGACAAUCCGCCAUAUUUUAAACCAGCAUCAUACAGUGCCACAGUUUCCGAAGUUGAUUCUUUGGGUACCAAAGUCGUAGAUGUACGUGCUUAUGACAACGACACCGGAUCGAAUGCUGUCAUAACCUAUUCAAUUGUAGAUGGUAACAGUGCUGGUAAAUUUUCCAUUGACGCAACAUCAGGACGGAUAACCAUCACAAAUUCUCUAGACUAUGAGACAACGGAAAUUAACAGUUAUAUACUCACAACAGAAGCUACGGACUUGUUCGGUGGAGAUGGUGCUUUGUCUAGCACCGCUGUAGUUAUUGUUCAAAUUAGACCCGUGAACGAAUUUCCACCCGUCUUUCAAAACCAGGCGUACUCUGUGGUUGUACAAGAAACGGUAACUAUUGGAAGCAUUUUACUUCAAGUAUCAGCAACUGAUGAAGAUAAAGGUGAUGAUGGACAGCUUACUUAUACCAUGCCCAGCCACCGGUUGUUUAGUUUAGAAAGCACAACAGGACAACUAAAAUUGAAACAUUCUUUAGAUUUUGAGAAAACUCCACAGUUUAUUUUGAAUGUUACAGCAAUUGACAAAGGAACGGUAGCAAAAUCUGCAACAACAAAAGUGGUUAUUAACGUGGAAAAUGUAAAUGAAGAAGGACCGAAGUGUUCGGAAAAUUUUAUAUCUGUAAGUGUUCCGGAAAGCCAGCAGAUUGGUUCAUCGUUUGUUUCUCUGUCUUGUAAUGAUAGCGACUCAGGUAGGUUUGGCGAGAUUUCUUUCUCCAUCAUGAGUGUCAAUGGCGUUCUGAAUAACGGACCGUUUGCUGUUGAUAACAGCGGAAAUUUGAAAUUAAUUACUUCCCUAGAUUUUGAGAAAUCUGAAAAAAUACUCAUAUAUAUAGCAGUUCAAGAUGGCGGAAUCCCACCCAAAGAUACACUAAUCAUAAUCAGUGUACAGAUAAUCGACAUCAAUGAAGCUGCACCGGUUUUCGAGGAUUUUAACACGACUAUAAUAAUACCUGAGUCGGUACCCAUUGGUACGGUUAUUAGCAGGAUUUCUGCCAGUGAUGCGGACAUUAAAGAUUGCAUUACUUAUCACUUAACACAAACGAGCGAGAAAUUUCAACUUGAUUCGAUUACUGGCGAUUUGGAAGUAAAAUCAAAUCUAGACUUUGAAACCAAGAAUAUUUAUUUACUUCCAUUAAAAGCUGUAGACAGUGGUCAGAACCCCAAGCCUCGUACAUCAGAAAUUACUCUAACAGUGAUACUCACGGAUAUUAAUGAUUCGCCACCGGUGUUUUCUCAAAAUCUCUACUCUAAAACUAUCAGAGAAGAUACCGCCAUUGACAGUGUUUUAGUCACUUUAACAGUUUCCGACAACGAUUCAAGUGAAAAUGCUAUAGCAAAUUUUACUGUGAUCGGUGACACAAAUAACUUUUUCCGUGCUUCCAGAGACAGCUCAGGCAACUGCAACAUAAUACUGACGUCGUUGGAGGGAGUUAACUACGAACUAAAUACGUCACGAGUGUUCAAAGUGAAAGCCACAGAUUCUGGAGGUCUGUCGUCUGAGACAACUGUAAUAUUUCAAAUUCAGCCAUUAAAUGAAUAUGCUCCGGUUUUUCUCAAUGGCGCCCGGACGUUAACUGUUGACGAAAAUUGCACUGCUGGCAGCCAGUUAACUGUUGUUAAUGCCACAGAUCUAGAUGGAGGCAAAGAUGGUCAAAUACAUUACAGAUUGGUAAAAGGGUUUGCGAAAUUCACCAUUGCUAGCAAGUCUGGAGAAAUAAUUAUUCAGAACGAACUGGAUAGAGAAGAGAGAGAAUUUUAUCAACUGGAAGUUAUCGCUGUUGAUGGAGGUGAAGAUCCGUCGGCUUUUAGUGCAACGCUGACCUUAAGCAUUCAUAUCAAUGACGUGAAUGAUAACAGGCCUUCGUGUCAGCAGGAACAUUAUUUCGUUCAAAUUCGAGAAGAUGAACCAGUAGGAACGGAAGUGCUUCAUUUAGUGUGCUCUGAUAAUGAUAAAGACCCAGCUAAGAAGAACAAUGUCUUAACGUAUGCGAUUACCAGCGGAAACGAAAGAAGGGCGUUUUCAAUGAAUUCCAGUAGCGGUUUGCUGAGCACUUUUACCUCCCUUGAUCGAGAAUCCGUGUCGUCUUAUGAACUGUUCAUUCAAGUGUCUGACAAGGGUUCGUCACCAUUGUCAGUAGAUUUGGUUUUACAAAUUAGAAUCGAAGAUGUUAAUGACAAUUUACCUGUAUUUUCGCCACCGAAUUACUCCUUAUUCAUCUUUGAGAACACAAGUGUUAAUAGCUUCCUUCUUAAUCUGACAGCUACAGACAAAGACACAGGAGCGGCAGGUUCCAUUUUCUAUAGUAUAUUAUCCGGAAAUAUUAAAAACCAAUUCAUGCUUGAUUCUGUGAGCGGCGAAAUGCGACUCCUGACAGGUUUGGACCGAGAAGAUAUCUCAUCAUACGACUUAUUAAUACAAGCCUCCGAUAAAGGUUUCCCGCCUUUGAAGACUUUCUGUCACGUGACCUUGACUGUCCUUGAUAUCAACGACAAUGCACCCAUUUGUACUUCCUCGUAUAUUAAAGUAAUUUUGGCCGAAAACAAGCCUCUGGCUUCUGUUGUUACCAAUGUUGAAUGCAACGACGAGGACAGUGGAUCGAAUGCUGUUGUUUCUUACAAGAUCAUCUCUGGCAACCACGAAAGCUCAUUUGCCAUCGAUGGCCAAACGGGGAUGAUAACAGUGAAAAAGAAUUUAGAUGCCGAAAGAAAUCAAUCUCUUUUACUCGAAAUUGAAGCUUCCGAUGGGUUUCAUAAAUCGGAAGUCAGAGUAGACAUUUCUAUAUCGGAUAUCAAUGAGACUCCACCACAGUUCCAGCCACCGGGCCCUUACAAGGUAUCGAUAUCAGAAGACAGUGCAAUAGGAUCAACAGUUUACCAAGUGACCGCUAUAGACGAGGAUGUGACAUCGACUUCCGUCUUAUAUUCCCUGUUGACAACCCAAAAUUCAGUGUUCAUCAUCGACCCUAAGACUGGUAUUAUACAACUAAACAGCCGACUUGACUGCGACACAAAAUCUCUGUACAUACUUCAGGUGGAAGCCAGCGAUAAUAGUCCACGUCAACCGCUCUCUCAAACAGUUAAUGUCAACGUGGUCGUUACCGAUGUGAAUGACAACUAUCCCCAAUGUUUCCCUCCAUAUUUGUUUUCACUCCUGGAAACUUCACCGUUUCCGUUGGAUGUAAGUCAACUUAACUGCCAAGAUAAAGAUCCUUCGUCACCGGAACUAUCUUACAGAAUAGAAAAUGCAAACGAGGCAAAAAUGUUCCACAUUGAUGAAAGAACAGGGUUAGUGCAGCUUAUAAAAGCUCUUGACUACGAAACAGCCAAAAUACAUACAUUGAGCAUCAACGUCAGCGAUAAUGGCGUACCCAGGCUUUUGACUAAAGUCUUGAUAACAAUAGAAGUCCGUCCUGUUAACGACAACGCUCCGACUUUCUCACCGUUUUUCGUGCGAAGGGUAAGUGUCGAGGAAAACGUGCCUCUUGGAAUUAGUUUGCUGAAAGUUAACGUUAAAGACGCUGAUGUUGGAGAGGAUCACGGUCUUGUGAGCCUGUCGAUCGAAGCAGGAGAUCAGAACGGAAAUUUCUAUAUUGAUUCUAAAUCAGGCUCGCUGUCUCUGAUCAGGUAUUUAGACCGGGAGACGAAAGCCAUAUUCAACUUGACAAUUAUUGCCAGAGACUGUAUUCAUGACAUUGGAGUUCCAAUGACGGCAACAACCACUUUGAUCGUUUCUGUUAUGGAUGUUAAUGAUAAUUAUCCGCAAUUUAGCCAAAACAGUUUCCUUUUGAAAGUAAAUGAAAAUGCCAAACCCGGCAGUAAACUUCUGACGUUUCAUGUACGAGAUGAAGAUACAGGCUUAAGAGGGAGAACUACUCUGGCUAUCGUAGAAGGUAAUGAGAAAAAUAUAUUUUCUAUAAUCCACUCCCAUCUUCUCCUCCACAAAAAUCUCGAUUAUGAAACAAAGCCGUAUUUUCGGUUGAAAAUAAAAGCUCGUGACAGAGGCAGCGAAUCGUUAUCUUCCUUUUGUCACGUUAAUAUCGAAGUGAUACCCCGAAAUGAAUUCCCACCAGUGUUUUUAGAAAGGAACUCGAGUUUGGUUUUGAGGGAAACCGUUCCGGUUGGAACGAUUGUCUGUAAGGUCAAUGUAAGCGAUAAAGACGGGAGUUUAAACGGGCUUUUGAAUUUUUCCAUCAUUUCUGCUACACCGUUAAAUGCACCUAUAUCUGCGUUCGAACUAUACCAAAAGUCUGGUGAAAUUAGUCUUGUGUCUAAACUGGACUUUGAAACAAUGCCUGACAUAUUCAACCUUGUCGUGAGAGCCACUGAUCAAGCAGCGUCUGAUGAUAUCCCGUUUUCCAGCACCUUAAUACUUUCAGUAACAAUUUUGAAUGAAAAUGAUAACCCACCGAUAUUUACUCAAACUUCUUUCAGUUUUGAAGUCAGAGAGAACAGUCCACUUGGUAUAUACAUUGACCAAAUUACAGCUCUAGACAUGGACUCUGGAUCGUUUGGAAAAAUCAACUACACUAUUGUAGACAAUACACAUGACUUCGGAAUAGAUCCUUUGGACGGAAAGCUUUACCUGAAUUCAACCUUAGAUUACGAACAGAAACAAUUGUAUUUUUUAACAGUGGAGGUUCGAGACGAAGGAAUCCCGCCGCUGAGUGCUACAUGCUUAGUCAAAAUAGCAGUGAUAGAUGUCAAUGAUAAUGCCCCUGUGUUUCCUCUAAGUGAACAGUCUGUGACAGUCAUUGAAGAUGUUGCACAAAACACAGUCAUAUUCAAAUUACAUUCAAGCGAUGCCGAUUCUUAUAAAUCUGGUAACAACCAAGUACAAUACAAGCUAUUCGAAAGCUUUCCUUCGAGAAAUUACUUCUCUAUAGAUGCGUUCAGCGGAGAGAUAUACAUAAAGCAACAACUGGACCGAGAAACCAUACCACGACACAAACUGAUAAUUUUGGCCGUCGACCAAGGUUCACCACAGUUAAGCGGGACAACCACUUUAACUGUAAUUGUAGAAGAUGUCAAUGAUAAUUCUCCUGUCAUUAGAGGUGAUUAUAAACGAAGAAUACCUGAAGAUACGUUACCAGGUUCGUUGGCGUUCAAGAUUUCGGCUUUUGAUGCAGACAUCGGGAUCAACGCAGCAUUGUCUUUUGAAAUAGUUGAUGGUAACACAAAUUCUGAUUUCGAAAUUGACAGAUCUUCCGGCUAUUUGUUUGUAAAUAAUUCUUUAGACAGGGAACAGCGUAGCACGUACAGGCUACGAAUAAGUGUUACAGACCAAGGCCUUGAAGUACAAAGACAGGGUUUCAAAACGGUCGUAAUUAUCGUAACUGACGUCAACGACAACACUCCGGUCUUUCUAAACAACAGUUACACGUUUACUAUAUCCGAGAAUCUACCGAAAAUGACUCCAGUCGGUAAACUAGAUGCGGCAGAUGCUGACGAGGGCUCAAACGCAGCCUUGCACUUCAGAAUUUUCUACAUGCUCCAGGGCCCUGCUGACUUCGUAAUGGAUUCUGGACGUGGAAUUAUAUCCACGAAGAAGGAACUUGACCGGGAAUUAGUGCCGAUUUAUAGAUUAUGGUGUGAAGUUUCUGACAGUGGUACUCCUUCAUUAUCAGCCUUUACUGAAGUAAGAAUCGUGGUUUUGGAUGAGAACGAUAACGAACCGAUCUUCGACAAGACCUCAUAUUCAGUGAGGAUACUCGAGAAUACACCAGUUGGGAGUACAGCAAUGGAGUUAAACAUCAUUGAUUUAGAUAUCAACAGAGCCGGCAAAAUUACACUUCAUUUCUCAUUAAAUAGCAAUGACCUCGAUGUUGCUAAAUACUAUUUUGAGAUCGUGUAUCAACCCCCGAGACUCGUUUUACGGAGAUCCAUUGAUCGCGAAAAGUUAAAUAAUUUCGAUUUUAUACUAACUGCCCAAGAUGGCGGCAUGCCUUCACUAUCAAGCGAGGCUUCCGUCAGCGUACAUAUUGAUGACGUAAAUGACAAUCGACCGCAUUUUUCGCCGGUGUUUUUCAACCAAGAAGCAUCGCGUGACACUUCGUGUGAAAAGCCUUUGACUCGAGUAUCCGCAGUUGACCAGGACUUAGGAGACAACGGUCGAAUCUCUUAUUAUUUUGUUCAAAAUAAAUACAACUACCUAUUCAAGAUCAACGACGUUUCAGGGGAAAUAAAGAUGCAGAUGAAGAGCUGGAAGAACAAAUAUAUUAUGAUUAUCAAGGCUAAAGAUUGGGGCACUCCGCAGCUAGUGUCUGACAACAGUGCCACAUUACGACUCGAUACUUUCAAUCCGUCAGAGGCUUUAGUGUCAAUAUAUCUUGGCAUCAGUCUCGAUGAUUUCAACCUAAAGAAGAAGCUGUUCUCGAAUCUGCUAACAAGCCUGAUUCAAGUUGUAUACCCAACGGGGAAGUUUAAGAUUUGGUGUGUCCAGGAAAUUGAGUCAGUUACCGGACAAGCUAUCACGGCAAAAAGAAGACUUACAGCAGAUGAAAGGUCAGUGGUUGCGUAUAUUUAUUGUCUAAAGUCAAAUAAUACGGACACCAUUGAGAAUUUGCCGAAAGAAAAGGACUUUUGCAGUACAGAUGAAGCUUUGUCUUUCUUGACUAUUAACAAUGAGGGCGAAAUUUCGGUGGCGUUGGAAGGUCCGGUCUGGGAUGAUUUCAAUAUAUUGGAUGUACAACCAUAUAACACGGACGUAAAACUGUGGUCUGAAACUUCAACAGGAAAAAUUACAAUUGCGUUUAUUAUAGUUCUCCUUCUGGUUUUAAUGAUCGUCUUAUUCUUCUUAUUUCGUCAAUACAAACGAAUGAAGAAGAAAACAACUGUUAUUCCAGUGACGACAGCUAUUGACGCAAACAAGAAAAGAACAGACAAAUCACACUUGUUAAACGUUUCUGCAGGAAAAAAUAAAAACAUACUCAAAGAGGGCAAUAACUCAAAAAACACAAAUAUUAAAAGAAUUCAUUUUGAUGAUGAUUUCAGCUUGAGAAGUUUCUUUUCCGGUAGGACAAUUGAUCCAGUAACUGGCAAGUUAUACGAAUAUAAUAAAAAGACCCAGGAAAGACGUUGGGUUACAAAGUGACCAAGUGAAGAAGAGAAUAUUUUUUAAAAAGACGAAAAAGGAAGCAGUAAGGAGAAGAGGAAGAAAACAUGGCGUAAAGUUGACACUGACAUUAUAAAGAGAUGCAAGCACAUACACAACACUGCUACGCACGAGCACACACAUGCACACAUACGCGCAUAUAUGUGGAUUGUACCAAUCGAUUAGACUAAUAAUUAUACUAUUUAUAUACCAGCAGUCAAUCGAGGUGUAUAAAUAUAUCUAUAAAUACAGAUAUACAAGGGUUGAUCAAUAAGUAUUCGGACUGUUGUCAUAAUUCUUUUCUACUCUAGGCACAAGGCCUGA
Molecule: messenger RNA, 10642 nt
Organism: Octopus sinensis (East Asian common octopus)
Lineage: Eukaryota; Metazoa; Mollusca; Cephalopoda; Octopoda; Octopodidae
Product: protocadherin Fat 4-like
Exons: 30
Coding region: 32-10318 (3428 amino acids)
Biological process (GO): homophilic cell-cell adhesion
Cellular component (GO): plasma membrane; cell-cell junction
Molecular function (GO): calcium ion binding
Source: RefSeq, a predicted model, not a curated record